AUGUCGAAUUUGAUAGAAGGUUACACGUCGACGAAGAUAUCGCAAAUUCUAAUAACACUUAUUGGUAUGAAACGCGGUAAAACUAAACGUGAACAGUUGUUAAUAGACGGGUUAUUGGUUUAUAUAUUUGCGACGGUUUUAAUCGCAAUAUUUGUAGAAAAUUCGGAUUUAAUUUAUUCACGGAACGAUCUCUAUGCACUCACUUAUAAUGCACCAUGUUCCUUCGCCGUGACAUAUGAUUUCGUAAAAUUACUGAUAUUCACGUACAAGCGUCGUGAACUGUAUGAACUGCACAAAUUUACUGAAGAUACAUUUUGGAAUAAGGAUUACAAUGAACUGGAUAAAGCAAUAUUGGACAAGUGCGAUAGUACAAGUGCCAUUGGAAUGUGUGUACUAUCUGUACUAGCAACCAUAGUUGCAAUUCAUUAUUUGACGGGACCAUACUGGGAUGCCGUAGGAACAAAUACCACUGAGAGAACGUUACCGUUUCGAGUAGUAUUCGACUUGCCACUUACAGUGACCCCAUAUUAUGAGAUAUCAUAUGUUAUUGAGGUGAUUGGAGCAUUUAGUGUAGGUCUGUGCAGCGUAGCAUUCGCCUCGUAUCUAUUCUACACGUGCACCUUCGUUUCCGGCCACUUUAAAAUCUUGCAACGAGAGUUAGAGAAUGUGUGCGAGGUAGAACUAAAAAUUUUAAUCACAAAAUCAUCAUAUAGUGAUAAUGAUGCUAAGCUUGCAUACGAAAAAUUCAAAAAGUGCAUCGUGCAACAUGAACUACUAAUUGGGUAUUUGGGUAAACUGGAAAGUUUAUUCUCCUACAUAUUCUUAAUGCUCGUAUUAUGUAUCGUCAUAAUACUCUGCUUUUCUGGAUUUCAAUUCAUUUUGGGAGAUGGAACUUCGAAACUCCAUCGUCAAAUUCUAAGUGCAGAAUAUAUUGUGACUACUUUGGUUGAAACAGGCCUCUUUGCUUUCUCGUGCAAUGAAAUAUUUGAAGCCAGCGCCGCUAUUGGGGAAGCUGCGUAUCGAUGCAAAUGGUACAAGUUACCGUGCGAUGAAAAUGGUCGAGCACUGAGACAGGGAAUGACCAUAAUGGUCAUGAGGUCCUACAAGCCGUGCUCAUUGACAGUUGGCAAAUUUUGUCCCAUGAAUCUACAAGUGUUCAGUUCCGUACUGAGUACGUCAUUAUCCUAUUUUACGGUGUUACGGUCAAUGAAUGAAAGCGAGUGA
Cephus cinctus (wheat stem sawfly) is the source of this 1224-nucleotide messenger RNA. RefSeq names its product odorant receptor 13a-like. NCBI's taxonomy places the organism in Eukaryota, Metazoa, Arthropoda, Insecta, Hymenoptera, Cephidae. Gene Ontology annotation, biological process: detection of chemical stimulus involved in sensory perception of smell; sensory perception of smell. Gene Ontology annotation, cellular component: plasma membrane. The record is from RefSeq and is marked provisional. The transcript has 6 exons. Gene Ontology annotation, molecular function: olfactory receptor activity; odorant binding. Bases 1 to 1224 code for a protein of 407 amino acids.